CUCAUUUCACCUCUGGAGCUCAAAGAGGAGACAGUGUGAUAGACAAUAUGAUUCUUUAUUCACAGCUAGAUCUAAAAACAGAAUCAUAUUAGUCUAUCAAAGCUUCAGCAGCCACAGUUCACCAUGAAGAUCUUGGUGUUUCUGACUCUCCUGGGAACAGCUCUACAUGACGCGGCGGCUGUGACUCACUCUCUGAAGUAUUUCUUCACUGGAUCUUCUGGAGUCCCAAACUUCCCAGAGUUUGUGAAUCUUGGAAUGGUUGAUGACAUGCAGAUAGAUUACUAUGACAGUAACACCAGGAAAGCAGAACCCAAACAGGACUGGAUGAGGAGAGUCACAGCUGAUGAUCCUCAGUACUGGCAGAGGCAGACUGAGGUAUCUGUGGGGACUGAGCAGGCCUUCAAAGCCAACAUUGAAAUUGCAAAGCAGCGCUUCAACCAAACUGGAGGUGUCCAUGUUGUCCAGAGGAUGUACGGCUGUGAGUGGGAUGAUGAGACCCAUGAGAUUAAUGGUUUUAUGCGGGAUGGUUAUGAUGGAGAAGACUUCAUUGUUUUUGACCUGAAGACGCUGACAUGGAUCGCUCCUAAACAACAGGCUUGCAUCACCAAAACUAAGUUCGAUCAUAACAAAGCUCUCUCAGACAGUCAGAAACACUACCUCACCCAGGAGUGUGUUGACUGGCUGAAGAAGUAUGUGGGCUAUGGGCGGCGCGUUCUGCUGAGAACAGAGCUUCCCUCUGUGUCUCUCCUCCAGAAGACUCCCUCCUCUCCAGUCAGCUGCCUCGCUACAGGUUUCUACCCUCACAGAGCCUCACUCGUCUGGAGGAAAGAUGGAGAGGAGCUUCAUGAGGAGGUGGACCACGGAGAGAUCCUCCCCAACCACGAUGGAACCUUCCAGAUGAGUGUUGACCUGAAACUUUCAUCAGUCACACCUGAAGACUGGACCAGGUACGACUGUGUGUUUCAGCUGUAUGGUGUGAACGAGGACAUCAUCACCAGACUGGACAAAGCAGUGAUCAAGACCAACGAAGGAAAGACUGGAAUCAACAGUGUUGACGUUAACAUGACCACCAUCGUCAUCGCUGCAGUGGUUGUUAUUGCUGUCGUCCUCAUUACAGUCAUUGGAGUGGUGACCUACAAGAAGAAGAGAGCAAAUUGUGCCAAACAUGAUAUUUCUUUGAGAAGUUCCUCUACUGAAAGUAUGAAGACUGAACUAUUGGUGAAAGUGCCAGAGCUGGACGUUUUAUCACAUAGUUCUGAUGGCUCUUCUAGUGGAAGUACAGGCAGUGAGACACCAUUGUUCAAACGUAACUAAUGGCUAAAGGUUUGCAGAAGACGGGGAACUCCAGUCCGUAGGAACACUGCAAUGUUGAAUUUUGGUUUCUAAGAGAAAGCUUCUGCUUUGUGAGAGAAAUAAACAUGUAAAGACACAAUCUGUAAUCCAGACAUUAGCAAAAGAGUCACCAACAAAACACCAACAUAACAGAUUGAAUAUCAUUUACAUGUAUGUGGUCAGGAAGUCCAUUUAAUCGGCGAAAGUUUUUUCUAUAGCAGCUUUAAAGCAAAUUAAAUGCAAUUAAAAACACUUUACAAGUGACCACAAAGUGAAGCACCUCAAAAAUUAAAUUUACACCAAGAAUAAGCCAAAAUGCAAGCAAUACAACAUAACGAGAAAUAGAAAAUUCUGAAAUACAACACUAAAUAAGAUUAUGACCAACUGUCAUGAUCACAGCUGAGGUUACAGACCACUGAAUGAAUAUGAAUGCUGGCCGGGUACAAAGCACAUGUAGCUGUGUUGACAUGGGGCCUCCACACCAUAAUCCAUGUUCAAAUCUUUAAUGAAUAUCAAAUAAUAAUGUUAUAGCUCACCGUAGCAUUUUUGCCACAGUCAAACUGAACAUCUAUGCUGCCAUUCGUAAUGACGGUAAUCAGUGUGUACAAUGUUCAGGCUAAACCGUGUAAGAGAUGAACAAUUCAAAUACAAAGAAGGAUGGCCCCACUAUUGACAAAAAGAAUGUCAAAUAAGUUUGUAUAAAUCUGUUACAUGAUUUUUAAAUACAUAUGACAUGACAUAUAAGAAGCACACACACACACACACACACACACACACACACACACACACUCUGUCACUUCUAUCUGGGUAUCCAUGAAUUGCGUAUCUGCAGAUCAAUGUGUGAAUUAUUUUGUGUUGGUUUUUGGGUGAUUUAAACAUUUUAAAGUUCUGUAAUACAAAUGCACAUAUAGACUCACAUUCUCAUUCCCAUCUCACACUCAUUCAUGUUUGUAAAUUAACAGAAACACUUCUUUACACAUAUUUACACCAGUAAACACACAAUAAAUAAUCAAUAAGUCAGUAAAUACAUUUUCAAUGUGCCUUAGACACACAGUUUGUGUACAGCAUCUCCCUUUUGGUGAACUGAAUCUGUUGUGUGAAUUUAUAAAUGUUUUUCCCCCUUGUCUUCCUUUUUCAUUUGUGAAUCUUUUUUUUUUUUUUCAAUACAAACCUAAGUAUGUUUUUAUUUACUACUGAAUCUGUUGAUUCUUGCUUUGAUUUGGGUUUCUGUGAUACAUUUUGUAAAAGGUUUGUUAACCCUUAUCUUCACUUUUGGGACACUCUGGUAUCGCAGGUGUUAGAUUGACCUGGGACAUAUUUAUUUAUUAAAAUCUAUUCUGAAAUAAAGUUUUACUUCAUAAGCCAU
Acanthopagrus latus (yellowfin seabream) is the source of this 2698-nucleotide messenger RNA. RefSeq names its product major histocompatibility complex class I-related gene protein-like. Gene Ontology annotation, cellular component: external side of plasma membrane. The transcript has 8 exons. Lineage: Eukaryota; Metazoa; Chordata; Actinopteri; Spariformes; Sparidae. The record is from RefSeq and is a predicted model, not a curated record. Bases 124 to 1314 code for a protein of 396 amino acids. Gene Ontology annotation, biological process: immune response.